Messenger RNA from Drosophila busckii, 1093 nucleotides. RefSeq names its product mitochondrial inner membrane protease subunit 1. Bases 502 to 1023 code for a protein of 173 amino acids. The transcript has 2 exons. Lineage: Eukaryota; Metazoa; Arthropoda; Insecta; Diptera; Drosophilidae. The record is from RefSeq and is a predicted model, not a curated record. Gene Ontology annotation, cellular component: membrane; mitochondrial inner membrane peptidase complex. Gene Ontology annotation, molecular function: serine-type endopeptidase activity.
UACCAUUCAAUAUUGAGCAAACUUCUAUAAACAAAUAUAUUAUUCAAUACGUGUAUGUGUAAAUCGUAAUAUUAGUUGUAAAAACUCUUGGUACCUACUAAAGGGCGAGAUCUGUUGAAACAAAAACGAAAAAUCCAAAUUGCAUGAAAAACAUUUGUAAUGCGUUAGUAUUCAAAAUAUUGUUGUUUAACAUAAAUUGUCAUUAGUGGAACAUGAAAUAAUAAAUAGAUUUUUGUGUGCAAAAUUUUUGUGAAAUUUGUCAAUUAUAAUUUGAGUUAGGCGCUAAAAAACAAACAGCAAUUGAACUUGCUCAACUGUGCAGCCCUGGUCACAAACGCAGCAGCUGUUCCAGCGUGUUGUGCAGCAGCCCUGGCAAAAAACAGCUGCCACUCACUACCCAUUUGUUAUUAUUGCUUUUUUAGUUAAUAAUGCACUGAGUGGUGGUGGUGGCUCGUUGUAUCGCACCGCCCCCCCUCUGCUCCCAGCUUCAGCAGAUCUGUCAUGAAGAUGGGUAUGGGUUACACAGUGCUAUCACGUCUAGGCACACUAGCCCGCUACACCAUCGCAUAUGCCAGCAUAACACACUGUACAUUCGAGUAUGUGGGUGACUUUGUCUUGUGCAAAGGACCUUCGAUGGAACCAACACUCUUCUCGGACAAUGUGCUGUUAACAGAACGAUUGUCCAAGCAUUGGCGCAGCUAUCAGUCGGGCGACAUAAUCAUCGCCGUAUCACCGGUAAAUGCCAAUCAGUUUAUUUGUAAGCGCAUUGUUGCCGUAUCUGGGGAGAAGAUCAACACACUGAAGCCACAUCCAUUGGAAGCUGAGUCGACGUCCACUUCCACCAAGCAGCCAAUGGAGAUGUCCAUGGUAACGGAUUAUGUGCCUCGCGGUUGUGUUUGGAUCGAGGGUGACAAUAAAGGCAACAGUUCAGAUUCACGCUAUUACGGACCCAUACCAUUGGGCCUAAUACGCAGCCGAGUUGUCUGCCGCAUCUGGCCACUCUCCGAGCUCACGGGUCUGUAGCCGGCAGAAGCGGAGUCAAAUUUCUAGUGUCGCAUACACACACACACACAAUACACACAAAAUAAGCUUC